Molecule: messenger RNA, 2013 nt
Organism: Centropristis striata (black sea bass)
Lineage: Eukaryota; Metazoa; Chordata; Actinopteri; Perciformes; Serranidae
Gene: pou4f3
Product: POU class 4 homeobox 3
Exons: 2
Coding region: 194-1249 (351 amino acids)
Biological process (GO): regulation of transcription by RNA polymerase II
Molecular function (GO): DNA-binding transcription factor activity, RNA polymerase II-specific; RNA polymerase II cis-regulatory region sequence-specific DNA binding
Source: RefSeq, a predicted model, not a curated record
GGAGGAGGGAGGCUGAAAGAGGAGGAGGGGGUGGAGGGGAGGCAGUGGGACAGAGGGAUGCCGGGAGGCGCCGCCUGAUGUGAACAGCUCAGUCUUGGUGCAGGAGAGCAGAGGAGCUCUGUAGCUGCCGUCCGCUCCCAGAGCUUUUCAUGUCAGGGGCCACACUGCUCGCGAGGUGCUCGCAGGGAGGAGGAUGAUGACCAUGAACGGCAAGCAGCAUUUCUCCAUGCACCCGGCUCUGCACGAGCCCAAGUAUCCCGGCCUGCACUCAGGCUCGGAGGGCAUGCGCAGAGUCUGUCUGCCCGCCCCGCAGCUGCAGGGCAAUAUAUUCGGAGGCUUUGAUGAGAGCCUGCUGGCACGGGCAGAGGCUCUGGCGGCUGCUGACAGCAUUGUCUCUCACGGCAAGAGUCACCCGUUCAAACCAGACGUGACUUACCAUACCAUGAGCAGUGUCCCCUGCACCUCAGCCUCCUCUUCUUCCUCCACCACCGUGCCCAUCUCCCACGUCCCCUCCACCAUCGCCUCCCACCACCAUCACCACCACCUCGGACAGACCCUGGAGGCCGGGGACCUCCUGGACCACCUCUCCACCAGCCUGGCCGUGAGCGGGAUGGGGGCUCCGGAGCCUCCCGGGAUGACCACGACGGCGCACCACCACCAGCACUCUCACCACCACCUGCAGACCAUGGGGCAGCUGCACCAGGCGAUGGCCAACAUGGCCCACCCUCACUCCCUGUCCGUGCACGGCGGCAUGGCGUGCGUCAACGACGUGGAGUCGGAUCCAAGGGAGCUGGAAGCGUUUGCGGAGAGGUUCAAGCAGAGGAGGAUCAAACUCGGAGUGACCCAGGCGGACGUCGGGUCGGCGCUGGCUAACCUCAAGAUCCCCGGAGUGGGCUCUUUGAGCCAGAGCACCAUCUGCAGGUUCGAGUCCCUCACCUUGUCCCACAACAACAUGAUCGCGCUCAAGCCGGUUCUCCAGGCCUGGCUGGAGGAGGCGGAGGCUGCGUACCGGGAGAAAAGCAGCAAGCCGGACCUUUUCAACGGGAACGAGAGGAAAAGAAAGCGCACCUCCAUCGCCGCGCCGGAGAAGCGCUCUUUGGAGGCGUACUUUGCCAUCCAGCCUCGGCCCUCCUCGGAAAAAAUCGCGGCCAUCGCCGAAAAACUGGACCUGAAAAAGAACGUGGUUCGAGUGUGGUUUUGCAACCAGCGGCAAAAACAGAAACGAAUGAAAUACUCUGCGGUGCACUGACUUUCACACAUCAUGAAUAAAAUAGCCUACUACAUUUUUGAUCGAGUGAUUAAUAAUAGCCUAAGUAGCCUAACUAACAGGGAUUUAUCAACACGUCUCAUCUGGGAUUAUAUCCAAAAAGACUUCUUCAUUUCGUCUCACUCACUCUUCGUUGUUGCACUUUUUUUUCUCAUUAAUAUGGGACUCAUAAAUAGAUUUAUUAUGUAUGGUAUAGUUUUAAUAUGUAUGUUGCACACGCUAAAUGUGAACUUUCAUCAGACCCACCCUGACAGUUUGUCACAUUCAGGGAUAUUCACUCACUUUUUUUUUUAAAUGCUACAUUAUGGGAUGUUUAAUUGUCAGAGGUGUUAAACUGAAGAUUUUGAUGAUAUCGUGAAAAGUUGAUGGAUUUCUCUGUAAUGUUGGUUGAGUUUCUCCUCCACAUCACUGGCUCACAUGUGCAGACGUACACCAUGCUAUCUUGAACUGUGUUCACUUUAUUUUUAAUCUUUGAAUUCAGAUGAUAAUGCGAGUUCAAUGAUGAGAGGUUAAAGUCACCUUUUAAAUCUUUUUUUUUGCAAACUUCGUAAACUGUUUGAUGGUCUUUUACGCACAAAUAUGAGUAAUUACAGUGAUGUAAUUUCACAAGGUAUGAAACACUGUUUAGAAAUGGAAACGACACCGUCCUAUAUGAAGCACAUCCUGCUGCUAUAUUUGAGUAUUUUGAUGUGAACAUGUUUUGGAGCAUUACAGGUGAGCUAUGUAUUUAUUAUGUAGCCCGUAUA